AUGCCAGGCCUGCGGGUCCUGCUACUGCUAGCUCUGGGCCUGUCCAGCUCCCUCGGGGUCAUCCCAGAGGAAGAAAAGGUGCCGGACUUCUGGAACAAGAAGGCGGCCAAGGCCCUGGACACCGCCAAAAAUCUGCAGCCCAUCGACACGGGGGCCAAGAACGUGAUUCUCUUCCUGGGGGAUGGGAUGGGGGUGCCCACAGUGACGGCCACCCGGAUUCUGAAGGCACAGCUGAAUGGCAAACUGGGGCCAGAGACACCCCUAGCCAUGGACCACUUCCCCUAUGUGGCUCUGUCCAAGACCUACAACGUGGACAGACAAGUGCCGGACAGCGCGGGCACAGCCACUGCCUACCUAUGUGGGGUCAAGGGCAACUACAAGACCAUCGGGCUGAACGCUGCGGGCAUGGUCGGCCAAUGCAACACCAGCUUUGGCAAUGAGGUCUACUCGGUGCUGACCCGGGCCAAGAAAGCAGGAAAGUCGGUGGGGGUGGUGACCACCACCAGGGUGCAGCACGCGUCCCCCGCGGGCAACUACGCGCACACCGUACACCGGGACUGGUACUCGGAUGCCGACAUGCCCUCACAGGCGCUGAAGGAAGGCUGCAAGGACAUCGCCAGCCAGCUCAUCGCCAAUGUGGACAUCGAUGUGGUCCUGGGUGGAGGCCGCAUGUACAUGUUUCCCAAGGGGACCCCGGACCCUGAGUACCCCGAAGACACCAAGCAGCAGGGAAUUCGGAAUGACGGGAGGAACCUGGUGAAUGAGUGGCUGGCUGCGCACCAGAACGGCCGCUACGUGUGGAAUCUCGUGGGGCUCAAGGACGCCGCCAAGGACCCGUCUGUGACUCACAUCCUGGGCCUGUUCGAGCCCAAGGACACCAAGUACGACAUCGAACGCGACCCAUUCCUGGACCCGUCCCUGAUGGAGAUGACCGAGGUGGCCCUGCAGGUGCUGAGCAGGAACCCCCGGGGCUUCUACCUCUUCGUGGAGGGGGGCCGCAUCGACCAAGGCCACCACGAUGGCAUCGCAUACAAGGCGCUGACCGAGGCCGUCAUGUUCGACAUGACCAUCGACAAGGUCGGGAAGCUCACCGAUGAGAAGGACACCCUGACCCUCAUCACGGCCGACCACUCGCACGUGUUCACCUUCGGGGGCUACACGCACCGCGGCUCUUCCAUUUUCGGGCUGGCGCCCGAGUUGGCCCUGGACUUAAAGACCUACACCUCCAUCCUCUACGGCAACGGGCCAGGCUACAACUUGUCCAGUACCAACCGGCCCAACGUCAGCGAGACCCAGAGCAUGGACCCCAACUACAAGCAGCAGGCGGCCGUGCCGCGCAGCUCGGAGACACACGGCGGCGAGGACGUGGCGCUGUUCGCGCGCGGCCCGCAGGCGCACCUGGUGCACGGCGUGCAGGAGCAGACCUACGUGGCGCACAUCAUGGCUUUCGCCGCCUGCCUCGAGCCCUACACCGACUGCGGCCUCAGGAUCCCCGACUCCGCCGUGCCCGGGGUCAGCUCGCCCGUGCUGGCGCUGCUGGCCGGGGCCCUGCUGCUGCUGCUGCUGGAGGCCUGA
Messenger RNA from Sorex fumeus (smoky shrew), 1575 nucleotides. It is a transcript of the gene ALPI, whose product is annotated as alkaline phosphatase, intestinal. NCBI's taxonomy places the organism in Eukaryota, Metazoa, Chordata, Mammalia, Eulipotyphla, Soricidae. Gene Ontology annotation, cellular component: plasma membrane. Gene Ontology annotation, biological process: dephosphorylation. Gene Ontology annotation, molecular function: alkaline phosphatase activity. The record is from RefSeq and is a predicted model, not a curated record. The coding region runs from base 1 to 1575 and encodes 524 amino acids. The transcript has 11 exons.